CGUUAAAGAACUGCGGUUUAGGGCCGAAUUACUUGAAGAUACGCGAAACGGUACUGAUGACAGAACAGCUGUGGAGAGGAACAUCCUAUUCAGACUUAUCCUGCUAGGCUGUAUGCUCGCAAAUAAGUGGCUCGAUGAUCAUACAUUCUCUAAUAAGACAUGGCACUCCAUUUCAAAUGUUCCAAUCCAGUCGCUAAACAAGCUGGAGUCUUUGGCACUCGAUAUUUUCACUCAUGAUCUUUCGGUCACGCCAGUAGCUUGGUCAGAGUGGCUCGCCCAUCUGAUGUCUUACCACCGUUCCGUUGCAUGUCCUCACCCUCAACCCAUAUCUCGGCCUUCUGCCAGCCCUCAUUCUGUGAUACGCAAGGUGAUAGAGGAAAUCGCCGAAGCACCUGCAAGCCUUAAUCACAUCGAUUUGCAACCCGUGUUUCUUGGGCUAGAGCAGCGCAGGAAAGAAAAGUUUGGCUGUGAUAAAGCAUCCAGUGGACAUUCAGUUGACGUAUAUGAAAUUGAUCUUGAUGAAGAUGGGCCGCUUAGGGAAGAAUAUCUACCCAGACGUCGCGCUCAUCGAAACAUGGAUCAACGUAUCGUCCCUGGGCUUCAUUUCGAGCAUACUGAGAAGCGUCUUGAUGGAACCUAUAAUAUGGAUAGAGCUGUACCGCCUCCUGCCAAAUGGAGCCCCGCAGGAGAUGAGCCGAUAAUGCGCGAGAGGAAUCGGGCCAGUGGCCAAUAUGUAGCUGUUCAGCCGUCACUUGCGCCGCAGUAUGCGAUUCCCGUUCCAGCUUCUUAUGAUUGGACAUCCGGUGUAGCUUACGUCCCUGUGAAGCCGCCACCGAUGAUGACAGGCUAUGGGUUUGAUGUUGGCCCUUUCCCCCAUGCGCUUUCUCAAUACGUUCCACCUUACCCUUGCGACGCGUCAGCCGUUCUCGCACAUUCGCGGUCGCAAUCGCAAUGCUGUUAUGAUCAGGACAAUUCCCAGGCUCGUGGCCACGUCCGUUCGCAAUCAUAUUCUCAGUACAACUAUAGAGGCGGUAAUAUGCAUUUGACUACAAACGAGGUUGGCCAACCAUCUCAAGUUGACUCCUGGCCCACUUCAAACCACUAUGGCUACUCGGCAUCGGCUUACAGACAUCUUUUUAGACCUCACCCAAGCGUCAAUCAUCAGUCGAUCUGGUUACGAGCUUGUUGAAGGUUUCUUCCAUAUAUCCCUUUCACCGUGAGCAGCACCGUCUGCACCAAUAGACACCAUGUUUUUAUCCUUUUUCCCCCGUCAACAUACAUAACGGCUCUUUCGCCUUUCGAAGACAUCGCAUCUCCGGGGUGUCAUAAUUUCCACUCUCUUGUUCAUGCCUCUCAAUUUUCGUCGUCUGUGCAUACUGGAUUUUUUCGCCCUCGUCGCGACUCUGUUUAUCUGAUCCCGGUCACCCAACUGUGAAGACAUAUCCAUCCUGUCUUUUGGGGACGCAGCGUCAUUUAUUAUUCUCGAUUUCACCAUUCUCGGUUGCGCAAUUUCCCAUAUUUAUAUAGUUGGAUUGCGAACUUUGUUACUCCUUCAUAGCUCACGCAAGAAGGUUAGGUGUCGAAGUUGAUCAAUAUCCUCGGACAUUACCUGAACCAUACCACGUUCAAGGAUUGAACAUAUACAUCCCCCUGGUUCUUUAUUCUCAUUGUUGAUGUAUUCUUUUUUUUUCCCGUUUUAUCCAGUACCCUGACGUCUGCUACACUAAUACUCUUAUGACUUUUAGUUUUCUGCCUUCAAUUGUUUAAAACACCGUAGUAAAGCUACAAAAAUAUUACAUUUAUCAGCCAUUCUUUUUCGUAGCUCCUCCCC
Molecule: messenger RNA, 1831 nt
Organism: Serpula lacrymans var. lacrymans S7.9
Lineage: Eukaryota; Fungi; Basidiomycota; Agaricomycetes; Boletales; Serpulaceae
Exons: 3
Coding region: 113-1189 (358 amino acids)
Biological process (GO): regulation of cyclin-dependent protein serine/threonine kinase activity
Cellular component (GO): cyclin-dependent protein kinase holoenzyme complex; nucleus
Molecular function (GO): cyclin-dependent protein serine/threonine kinase regulator activity; protein kinase binding
Source: RefSeq, a predicted model, not a curated record